This is a messenger RNA of Drosophila obscura, 5058 nucleotides long. RefSeq names its product capon-like protein. The coding region runs from base 1449 to 4259 and encodes 936 amino acids. NCBI's taxonomy places the organism in Eukaryota, Metazoa, Arthropoda, Insecta, Diptera, Drosophilidae. Gene Ontology annotation, molecular function: nitric-oxide synthase binding. The transcript is spliced from 7 exons. The record is from RefSeq and is a predicted model, not a curated record.
UCCAAUUCCAUCCAUCAGAAGACACCAUCAGGCCAGGGCCUGACAUGGCUGUGUUUUGUGGGCCUGUCGAAAUGCCUGACAAGUGACACACGAAAUUAAGGCCAGGACAGGGGCCCAUACACAUAGAUAUAGACGGGGCUGAUGGAGCUACAGCUUGGGCCUGGAGGGGGGUACGGGCGUACACGCCGCAUGCACGUGUGGAAAAUUGCGCAUACGCCGCGUGCGUCAGAGCAAAGCUCCACAGCGACGCUGCACCUGAGGAGGGACUUCCACCUCGCUACCAACACCAACAACAGGCGGGCUAAUAUGGAAAUGCAACGCAAUUUGGAGAGCCGAAACGUACUAUGUAUUGUGUGAACAUUAACACGCCAGACAGCGGACAGCAGACAGCGGACAGCAGACAAUGCGCUGAGAAGUGUAUGAUUUAUGGCUAAGCAAGAGCAAAGGCAGCGGCUUUACACAUCAGAGUACUUCCGCGAAACACAAAGCAAUGACGUCACAAUGCAGCAGCAACAGCAGCAGCAGCAGAAGCAGUAGUAGUAUCUGCAAUCACGCAUACGCCGCAGCGGCCGCAGCGGGUUCUCCUUUUUUACACUGCUGUUCUGGCUGUUGCUCUUGAUGUUUGUGGAACGAUGAACCAAAACAAACGCAGCGUGAAACUGGCCGAAAUGCAAAGAGCAGACGAUCGUGUAAACAGCUGAGCAGCCGAAAAGCUCUCUGGCCUGUGGCUCGGUGUCUCUCUGGCCAAAUGAAAGCUCUCCUCCCCAUUUAGCCGGCUGCAAGGCAAUCGAUCGAUGGGCCGCCGAUCGCCUCUCCCAGUCGGUUCUUUGUCCAGUGCGUUCUAGACGGCGCGCCUUUGCAGACGUCGUGCAGCGUGAUUGGAAAAGCGUUCGGGAAAAAUCCAAUAACUAAAAAUUAUGCAAUGAGUGCGUGUCGGCGUGAAAAGUGAAACAAUCCUGAUCAUAGGUGGCGGCAGGAAAUAUACGAGUAUACAACGAAAAAUACACCAGAAAUAAUGUUCCAUCGUAUCUUCCAUCGCUUUAUGGGCAGCAUGAAAUGGUGCAAAUAAUUCAAUAAUACACAAAUAAAUGAACGCGCAAAAGAACUCAAAAUAGGAACAGAAACAAUAAUCGAAACAGCACAAGCUGAGCAGCAUAAACAAAUUUGCCACCUAGAAGGUGCGAAAAAAAAAUGGCGCAUCAGCAAUGUGUGAACAACCUGGACCAAGGAAGCGAACCCAUUUGACCACAGAGCAGAGCCCUAAGCAAUUAUGAAAUUAAUAGCCAGCGAAUUGGUCGAAGGCAAGAGAAACAGCAACAUCAACAGCAACAGCACUUGAACAGCAUUGAACUUUUCGUGAAAGUUGAAUAGAACAUAGAAAGGCGACAGAUUUGUUUUUUGGCAACCUCUGCGAAUCAUUUUCGCGGAUCGUUGUACGCUGCGCGGCCAUGAAGCAGGAGAAAACACUGCAGACCAUGGCCACAACACCGCAUGGCAAGCAGCAGCAGCGCCACCAGCAGCUCUUGGAGCGCUCCUCGUCCACGCCCCGCAGUCCCAUUACCAAGGCCUUCGACUUUCUGCCGUGGGCGCGCAGUCGCAGCAAGGUGAACACGGCCAAGGCCCAGUCGCCACAGCCCGAACAGCAGGCGGAAAAGCCCACGGAGGUGCACUAUCAUCGCAACAUUUUCCGGAGCGGCGGCGGACUCAUCCGCGACAUUCUCGUGGGCGACAAGCAGCUGAAUCUCAAGGAUAACAAUGCCAGCAAGCCGCCCCAGUCCCCGCUGCCGGCAAACAAGCGGAAGCAGAAGCAACUGUCGCGCAACAAGAGCCUGGACAUCCGGGAGCUUAUCGGCUGCGUGGACAGCGAACUGGCACCCAGGUCGUCGACUGGCGGGGGACAGGCACAGGCAGGACAGCCGACUCGCUUCCUGGACGACACCUACAUCGACCACAAGCCCAAGCAUAUUCUCUUCAAUGACAACGAGAAUACCGUGUACAUCAUCAAGAAGGAGCAGCCGGUGGCCCAGAGCACACACAAACCCCAGGCAGCCGCCGCCGCCUCCGUGUCCAAUGGCGAUGUCCUGAAGGCCCGCCUCAAGUUCAAGCGCCUGCCCAGUGACCGGUAUGAGACGGCCUCGCCGGAGGCUCUGCGUCGUGCCCACCAGCUGCACCAGCGCUCCGAGCAGCGCCACCAGCUGCAGCGCCGCAAGAGCCUCAGUGACCAGCAGAGCAACUCCAGCCACAGCAGCGGCGGUGGCGGUGGCGGUGGCGGCGGCGGGAGAGCGGGCGAUGGCUUUGGCAUCGGCAGCGGCAGCGGCAGCAUUAUGCUGGAGCGACCCAAGACGGACAAGCCGCGCAAGAAGCUGUCGUUCCGGGAGCCCAUUGUGGCCGGAGACCAGGUCAAGCCGCUGCUAGUGGCCGAGCAGCGGCAGGCGAGGCAGCGACGACGCAGCUCGCCCCUGGAGCGCACCCGAGGGGUAUUGGCUGGAGCAGGCGGAAGCGACUGUGAUAAUUUAUGCAAUAAUCGCACAAAGGAUGCAAUAUCCUGCGGCUGUGCGGCAAGCGAUCCCGAGUCUCAGGCCAUGCGCAUCGUUCGCACCGUCGGACAAGCCUUUGAAGUGUGCCACAAAUUUAAUCUUCAUAAGAAUUCCCUGGAACCUAAUGACGAGCGCUCCGACAUCUCGUCGUCGGAGCUACUCGAUGUGGAGCAAAUCAGCGAACAGCAGCUGAGCGACGAUGGGGAACGAGGCGGUGGCGGCGACAACGAGACGCCAAGGAAAGAGCACUUGGCCAUAUCGCCCGAUCUGAACCACACGCAGCCGCAGCGCCCGAACCACUUGGAGCUGAUGCCAUCGCAGUCGAGUCUACGCAAAUCGACCAGCCUGCUGUGCGAUGUGGACGACAAGUCGCCCGGCUCACCGGCAUCGCCGCGCACUGAGAUCACACAGCUGAAGGAUCAGCUGGAGGCACAGGCCCUGCAGACACGUCAGGCACUGGGACAACUGAUGCUGGUGCGAGAGCAGCUCAUCUCCGAGACGAAUGCGCGCAUCGAGGCGCAGGCACGCACGCAGCAGCUUCUGCAGCAGAAUCGUGAGCUCUUGGAGCAUCUGGCCUCGCUGGGGGCAUACAACGAGCAGCAGAGCGCUGGCCUCACUACCGCCAACAUAGGACUGGCUCCCCAGCAAUCACAGCUGCAGCUGCUGCUCCAGGCCACCAGCAACAACAACAACCUGGCGACCAUAAACCAGCAGAUCAACAAUCUGGGCAACAUCAACCAGCAGCUCACCUCACUCAGCCACCAGUUGAGUGGGCUUAAUCAGCAGAGCCAACAUCUCCAGAACCUGCAACAGCAGCAGCAGCAACAGCAAACGCCACCAACGCCGCAGCAGCAACAGCAGCAGCAGCAGCCACAGCUGACUCCGGCCACACCGCCUCCAGCCAGUGGCAGCAGUACGUAUCCCUCCAUGAGUCAGCUGCAGAGCAUCAGCAAUCAGCUGCAGCAGCAGCAGCAACAGCAGCAGCAGGAUGCCCUGUCCAAGGAUCUGUUCCAGGUCAAUCAGGAGCUGCUCAACAGGCUGCAGGCUCUCAAUCUGAAUGCAAAUCCAGCACCGACUCAGCAGACGCCCUCUGCCUCGACGCACAACUCCUUCUUCUAUGCGAAUCCGUUGUCCUGUGCCGCGGCCACACCCAACAACAACAAUGUGGCAGCGGGCGGGUUCAAUUUCCUUGCAUCUCCGGGGCCAACGGGCAACUUGACUCCCUCGCCACUGGGCACCUUGAACCGGAACUCCUUUGCCGGCAGCUCCUCCCUGAACGAGGACUUGCGCCUGAGCAUUGAGCAGAAUCUGAAUAGCCUUGAGGAGCAGCUGAAGGCGGCCGUUUCCAACGGUAAUCUGGCUGGUCUGGCCUGCGGCGGAUCCACGAGCACGCGGGACACCAGCCGCAGCUCCUCCACGCUGGACUCGCCCUCGUCGCCGCGUCUACGCAACAGCAACAACAAUAUCAGCCCCGGCAGCAGCCAGAGCAUUGGCAACGGAAAUGGAAAUGGGAAUGGGAAUGGGAACGGCAACAACAAUGGCGGCAGGGAUACACGCUUCAAUACGGUGCUGCUGCGGGUGACGGACGAGGCGGGACACCAGCGGAAGCUCUCGGCCACGCCCAGCUUCAUAACGCGCAGCACCAGCGAGAAGGUGCCCAAUCGUAGCCAGAUGAUGAGCCAGGUGCAGAGGACCACCUGGGCCAGGCACACGACCAAGUGAGCGAGGAUACACAGCUACAGGACACAGGAUACAGGAGAUUCUACACGGACCAGGACCUAAGUUAGACGAGAUUGAGUGGUUGAAUUCGAUGAAGUGUGAGUGUGCGUGCGUGCGUGCGUGUGAGUGGAAAAGUGUGUGAAUGAGUUGAACAGUAUUAAUUUAGAUGAAAGCUGUAACUUUAGUUUGCAUUUUAGGAGCCGGUCGCAGUGUGCCAAAGCAAAUUAAUUGCCCGCCCCCCCAGCUCAAAGUUAGUCUAGUGAUUAUCGAUUGAUUAUGUUACCUACCUACCUACCGAUUAUAAUCGUUGUUAAGCGGUGAUCGGUGAGAGAUUAAAGUGUGCCAAAUUAGUCUCCAAUUAGUCUUCUCUAACACAAUGUCGAGUGUCUAGUCAGUGAAAGUAUUUACGAAGAAGCCCAAGAAUAUAAACCCAAAAAUCCCCCCCCUCCCACAAUGGCAUAUCAGCAAUGAAGAAACUGGAAAACUAAACGUUGAAAAGUAUUUUCUCUUCCUAAAAUGAAUUCUACUACCUAUACACACAUCCCCCUUACCAAUUAAGCUAUUGAAUCUAUAUCUACUAUAUUUCUAUUCUAAAUACUUAGUUCAAUAAUGUUAUUUUUGUAAAUUGUUGUAUUUUAAUUGACUUUUCCCCCCUACGAAUGUUGCCAAAUGGAAAAUGCAAUAGUAAUAAUAAUAAUAAUAAUUAUUUGAAAUGCCAAUAAUCUAUGCAUUAAUUAGUUGCCCGGUCAAAUGUUAUUUGUUCAUUGGAAAAUCGAAGAGCAACAGCAGCAGCAGCAGCAGC